UAUAUGCAAAUAGGGUAGUGCUAAAUCAUGAUUUUGAAGCUUCAAAUUUGCAAAAUCUGAAGAACUCAUCAUAUCUUGAUGUGUUAGUGCUGGAGGUUGACUUUCUGAUAUAUAUCACAGUUCAUAACAUCAUCAAUUCCUUUCCUUGUCUCUUUUAUUUUUCUUUUUGUCAAUUUUCUCUGAAACUCUAUUGUCAUGGCUCAUUCAAUGUUCGCCGGAUCAUUGUCGUUCGGAGGCUCGCACCACGGCCAGGCUCAAGAAGAAUUGCCCUUCAAGACCACCAAGGAGUCCCUAAAAGUCCUGCUUCUACAUGGCAACUUGGAAAUGUGGAUUGUGGAGGCCAAAAACCUUCCCAACAUGGACAUGUUCCACAAGACUCUAGGUGACGUGUUUGGAAAAUUCGGAAAGUUAAGCACGAAAAUCGAAGGCCACAUGUCGAACAAGGUGACGAGCGAUUCCUAUGUCACGGUGUCGGUUGCAGGCGCCGUGGUUGCCAGAACCUUUGUGAUCACCAACAGUGAAAACCCGGUUUGGAAGCAGCAUUUUGAUGUUCCUGUGGCACAUUAUGCCUCAGAAAUUCACUUUGUGGUGAAAGAUAAUGAUGUUGUGGGGUCUCAACUAAUAGGAGCUGUGGGAAUUCCGGUUGAGAAGUUGUGUUCUGGCAUGAAGAUUGAAGGGACUUUUCCAAUUCUCAAUGGCAGUGGAAAGCCCUGCAAGCCAGCAGCUGUUUUAAGCCUCUCAAUUCAGUUCACUCCAAUGGAAAAAGUGCCACUGUAUCACCCUAAACCAAGCUCAAAUUCCGAUUUCCUUGGGGUUCCCGGGACCUACUUUCCUUUAAGGAAAGGAGGGAAAGUUACCCUUUAUCAAGAUGCUCAUGUUCACGGCUGUGGCCUUCCGAAUUUGCAGCUUGACAAUGGCGUUCGGUACGAGCACUCGAGUUGUUGGAACGACGUCUUCGAGGCGAUAAGUCAUGCGCGCCGGUUGAUAUACAUUGUUGGUUGGUCUGUUUACCACAAAGUUAGGCUGGUUAGGGAUGGCAAAAAUGCAACAGAAAGCAUGUUAGGAGAACUUCUCAAGACCAAGUCUCAGGAAGGUGUUAGAGUGCUUCUUCUCGUUUGGGACGAUCCAACUUCUAACACCAUGUUGGGAUUCAAAAAGGACGGAAUCAUGGGGACGUUUGAUGAGGAUACUCGUCGUUUCUUCAAACACUCUUCUGUUCAAGUCCUACUUUGCCCUCGAUCUGCAGGAAAGGGAUAUAGCAUUGCUAAAAAGCAGGAAGUAGGGACAAUCUACACCCACCAUCAGAAAACAGUAAUUGUUGAUACUGAUGCGGGUAACUACAAGAGAAAGAUCACAGCUUUUGUUGGAGGCCUUGACUUAUGCAAGGGCCGUUAUGAUACUCCACACCAUAAUAUUCUCCGCGGCUUGGAAACGGUGCACCAAGACGACUUUCAUAACCCGAACUUCUCGGGGCCUUGUGAUGGUUGUCCAAGAGAACCGUGGCAUGAUUUGCACAGCCGAAUCGAGGGUCCUGCGGCAUAUGACGUCUUGGCCAAUUUUGAGGAGCGUUGGUUGAAGACUACGAAGCAAAGAAGCAGCCUCAAAAAACUGACAUCAUCGUUUGACGAUGCGCUGCUCAGCGUCGAAAGGAUUUCCGACAUCAUUCCUAUGGAUGAAGUUCCUUGCCUAAGUGAGAACAAUCCUGAGACUUGGAAUGUUCAGGUUUUUCGUUCGAUUGACUCGAAUUCUGCCAAAGGAUUUCCAAAGGAUCCAAAAGAUGCUAUAAAGAAGAACUUGGUAUGUGGGAAGAAUGUAGUUAUAGACAUGAGUAUACACGCAGCAUAUGUCAAGGCAAUUCGUUCUGCCCAACACUUCAUUUAUAUAGAGAAUCAGUACUUCAUUGGCUCAUCAUAUAAUUGGAGUUCCCAGAGAAACUUGGGUGCAAACAAUUUGAUACCGAUAGAAAUUGCACUUAAGAUUGUGAACAAAAUCAAAGCCAACGAGAGAUUUUGCGCGUAUAUUGUGAUCCCAAUGUGGCCAGAAGGCGCUCCUACUAGCAUUACCACUCAAAGAAUUCUCUUUUGGCAGCAUAAAACAAUGCAAAUGAUGUAUGAAAUGAUCUACAACGCUUUGAAAGAUGCUGGACUUGAGAAUAAAUAUGAGCCACAAGAUUAUUUGAAUUUCUUUUGUCUUGGCAACCGAGAGGCCCCAGAUGGUCAAACCCCAAGUGGUGUUGGAGCUUCAUGCACAGAAAAAACUCCUCAAGCACUCACUAGAAAAAAUAGGCGGUUUAUGGUUUAUGUGCAUUCAAAAGGAAUGAUGGUUGAUGAUGAGUAUGUGAUAAUCGGAUCUGCAAACAUCAACCAGAGAUCUUUGGAGGGAACCAGAGACACUGAAAUAGCAAUGGGUGCAUAUCAACCUCACCAUACUUGGGCCACAAAACGCUCAUCUCCACAUGGACAGGUGUAUGGAUAUAGGAUGUCAUUAUGGGCAGAACACAUAGGAGGUUUGGAGGAAAUUUUCAAGAGACCAGAGAGCCUUGAAUGUGUGAGGAGAGUAAGGUCUCUUAGUGAGCAGAAUUGGAAACAAUACAUAGCUGAUGAAGUAACAGAAAUGAAAGGCCACCUUAUAAAAUAUCCAGUUGAAGUUGAUAAAUUUGGUAAAGUUAAGAGUAUUCCUGGCUGUGAGCAAUUUCCAGAUGUUGGUGGCAACAUAAUUGGCACAUUUGCAGGCCCUCAAGAAAAUCUCACCAUUUGAUCUUCAUUGCAUAAUAAACCAGUAAAUAAAUAAGUCUCCCCUUUCAUCACUCCAGUUUUACACCUUUGUAUUGAAAUAUAUAUACACACACAUGUAUAUAUAUAUAUAUAUGAUGUUUAGGCAAUUUUUGAGUUCUUAGGAAACACUUGAAUAGUUCAAAAUCAUUUGUUAUUAAUGAGCUUAGCUCAUUGUUCA
Messenger RNA from Morus notabilis, 2952 nucleotides. Its product is annotated as phospholipase D beta 1. Gene Ontology annotation, molecular function: D-type glycerophospholipase activity; calcium ion binding. Bases 196 to 2757 code for a protein of 853 amino acids. Lineage: Eukaryota; Viridiplantae; Streptophyta; Magnoliopsida; Rosales; Moraceae. Gene Ontology annotation, cellular component: plasma membrane. The transcript has 10 exons. The record is from RefSeq and is a predicted model, not a curated record. Gene Ontology annotation, biological process: phospholipid catabolic process; phosphatidylcholine metabolic process.